AAACGCCACACUAACCGCAUUGAGUUCAUAAAACAAAGUUUAAUUAACCUUCCCACCUAAAGACGAUGAAGAAACCUCCUCCUCCCCUUAAAACCAUUUAUAAAUCUUCUUUGUUUCUUUGAAAGAUUCUUGUACUAUAAAUCUCCUUGGAAUCUACAAAACCUUACCACAAAACACACUUCUGUCUUGUCCUUUACACUCUUCAACAAGUUAGGAAGAAACCAGACAUCUCUCUCACUCUAUCUAACGGUCGGAAUUCGGAAACUAAAAAUGUGUUCUCACCGUUGCUUUCUUAUACUCAUCUUCUUCCUCGCUUCACAUUCUUCCGUUACUUCAAGAAACUUGCCAAAGACCUCCGUCACUACUUCAACUAUUCUCAAUGUAGCUGACUCCAUUGACAAAACGAAGGGUCCGACGUCGUUUCAGUUGAACCAGCAAGAAGAACAGAGUUACUAUCAUUCUUCCACUUCAUUCACCUUGCAGCUUCACUCACGAGCUUCCGUCCGAGGAACCGAACACACAGACUACAACUCCCUCACACUAGCCAGACUCCACCGUGACACAGCCCGAGUCAAAUCCCUCAUGUCUCGUCUAAACCAAGCCAUCAACAACAUAUCCAAACCACAUCUCAAGCACACAAUGCACACCACGGAGCAGGAAGAGAUCGAAGCUCCUCUAAUCUCCGGCACAACACAAGGAAGCGGCGAGUACUUCACACGCGUGGGAAUCGGAAACCCAGCGCGUGAAGUCUACAUGGUGCUCGACACAGGAAGCGACGUAAACUGGCUACAGUGCGCACCUUGCGCCGAGUGUUACCACCAGACCGAACCCAUCUUCGAGCCCACCUCUUCCUCCUCUUACACAACUCUCCCCUGCGACGCACCACAGUGCAAAGCCCUCGAAGCCUCCCAAUGCAGAAACGACACGUGUCUCUACGAGGUCUCAUACGGCGACGGCUCCUUCACCGUCGGCGACUUCGCCACCGAGACGUUCACCAUCGGGUCGACUUCCGUCGACAACGUCGCCGUCGGGUGCGGCCACCGCAACGAGGGACUCUUCGUCGGCGCCGCCGGUCUCCUCGGACUCGGCGGCGGUCUCCUCGCUCUCCCGUCGCAGCUCGACACGACGUCGUUCUCUUACUGCCUCGUCGACCGCGACUCGGACUCCUCCUCCACCGUCGAGUUCGGAACCGACCUCCCGAGCGACGCCGUCGUAGCGCCGCUGCUGCGUAACCACCUGCUCGACACGUUCUACUACGUCGGACUCGCCGGGAUAAGCGUCGGCGGGGAGAUGCUGGAUGUUCCGGCGACGGCUUUCGAGAUGGACGAGUCGGGAGGCGGAGGGGUGAUCAUCGACUCUGGAACCGCUGUGACUCGUCUCCAGACCCGAGUCUACGACUCGCUGAGAGACGCGUUUGUGAGAGGGACGACGGAUUUGGAGAGAGCGGCGGGUGGUGUUGCGAUGUUCGACACGUGUUAUGAUCUUUCGAGUAAGACGACUAUUGAAGUGCCUGCGGUGGCGUUUCAUUUUUCUGGAGGGAAUGUGUUGGCUUUGCCGGCGAAGAAUUAUAUGAUACCGGUGGAUACGGUGGGGACUUUUUGUCUUGCGUUUGCACCGACGGCGAGUUCGCUUGCGAUUAUUGGUAACGUGCAGCAGCAAGGGACACGUGUCGGUUUUGAUCUGGCGAAUUCUCUUAUUGGAUUUUCUACGAAUAAAUGCUAAGCAUUUUUAAAAUUAAUCUUCCACGAUUAUGAGGUCUCAAAUUUCUCGUAAUCUGAUUAUUUAUUUAUCUUGUUAAGUCGUCAUAUACUAUAGUUUCCUAAUCACGAUGCAGCAACGACCAUAAAUUCG
Molecule: messenger RNA, 1851 nt
Organism: Eruca vesicaria subsp. sativa (arugula)
Lineage: Eukaryota; Viridiplantae; Streptophyta; Magnoliopsida; Brassicales; Brassicaceae
Source: the annotation of a GenBank genome assembly